This is a messenger RNA of Schistosoma spindalis, 651 nucleotides long. The record is from the annotation of a GenBank genome assembly. Lineage: Eukaryota; Metazoa; Platyhelminthes; Trematoda; Strigeidida; Schistosomatidae.
AUGAGUUCAGACAACGUUGUUACUUCUUCAAUACUCCCAGAUUCAUAUUCACUAGCUCGAAGACACUUACAGUUGAGUCGAGCAAAGCUGAAAGCUACUAGUCGAGUGUCUGCGUUGCUGGCGGGUUUCGCUAUGGUUGCAAUCAUUGAAUUGCAGGUUGCUGUUGGCGAAAGUAAACCACCUGAAGGAUUAUUGUUUGCUUUCACGAUUCUUUCAUGUCUUCUGGUUGUCGUGCAUAUUAUGGCUGUAAUGAUAAGUACUUGCAUUUUGCCACAUAUUGACUCAUACACGGUCCCUCAAGACUGUUAUUUGAUUGAGGAAGCACCACACAACAGAUUAAGAACAUUUGUUGAAGUUGCAUGGAUUUGCAGUACUGUGGUUGGCAUCAUUUUAUUUUUAGCUGUGGUAACCUUAGCAUUUUGGGUUAAAUUUUGGUCUGUGAGUAGCUUGUCUGCCAUAGCCGCAACAAUUGUUUUGAUGCCAGCCAUGCUCAUUUUCGUCAUUUUCGCUAUAUUAUUUUAUCGUGCACUCACUACCUACAAAGUGGAACGAGCUACAGAAAUGAUACGCAAUAUUGAUAUGCGCAUGUCCUUUCUUAGAAGUGGAGUUCAGAAGAUAUAUGACGAAGAUAACAGGAAACAACAUGUUUGA